UAGAAUAGAAGUAUCAUCGUUUGUUCAAACAUAAGGGAAGAAGGAAAAAACGAAAGUGUUUCGUUCUCUUCUAACUCUCUGAAGCACUGAGCCGACUCGGAGCUUGAGAACGAGUUAAGUUUUUGACUCGGAGGAAAAUACAGAGGAAGAGAAAUACUACAUCAUGUCUGGGAUUGCUCGUGGACGUCUCACCGAGGAGAGGAAGUCAUGGCGGAAGAAUCAUCCUCAUGGUUUUGUUGCGAAGCCUGAGACACUGCCUGAUGGGUCUGUGAAUUUGAUGAUCUGGCAUUGUACUAUUCCUGGAAAAACUGGGACUGAUUGGGAGGGUGGCUUCUUCCCCCUUACAUUACACUUUAGUGAAGACUACCCUAGCAAGCCUCCGAAGUGUAAAUUCCCCCAAGGUUUCUUCCACCCUAAUGUUUACCCAUCUGGAACUGUUUGCUUGUCUAUACUUAAUGAAGACAGUGGGUGGAGACCAGCCAUAACAGUGAAGCAGAUUCUUGUCGGCAUCCAAGAUUUGCUUGACCAGCCAAAUCCUGCUGAUCCUGCCCAGACAGAAGGCUAUCAUCUAUUUAUCCAGGAUACCACGGAGUAUAAGAGAAGGGUCCGGUUGCAGGCAAAGCAGUACCCACCUCUUAUCUAGUACACACUAUCAACUUAUUUAAGAAUCUAUUGAUAGUAUGGUAGAUAUUUUCUCUUUUCAUCUGUUAAAAACUGUUUUGUUGUGAUCAUUGGCAUGCAUAACAUGCAGACACCAAUGUUUUCACUAUUCAUGCUUACUCAUCUGGAUGAAAUGUUGAUAUAUAAACAAUGUGAGAGUCAAACCAAUGAGUUCUUGUUGGUGACUUCUGUGCCUUAUGUUUGCUAAUACAUUUCUUAUUUAUUGGAUGAUUACUGUAAUGAAUUAUGACUAUUCUCUCAGGAACUUCUCAUUUCUGGAUA
Molecule: messenger RNA, 942 nt
Organism: Vicia villosa (hairy vetch)
Lineage: Eukaryota; Viridiplantae; Streptophyta; Magnoliopsida; Fabales; Fabaceae
Product: SUMO-conjugating enzyme SCE1
Exons: 5
Coding region: 164-643 (159 amino acids)
Biological process (GO): protein sumoylation
Cellular component (GO): nucleus
Molecular function (GO): SUMO conjugating enzyme activity
Source: RefSeq, a predicted model, not a curated record